AUGAUUGAGCAAACAGGUGCUGUGUUGGACAAAUACUUACAAUACCAUCAUCUGAAGACUCAUCCUUUGAGGAAAGAUAAAUUGAUUGAAGUGCAAAGACACAUAAUAAGCAAUUUAACAAACUCGGCAACGCAACAGGAACAGUUUGAUAGUGACAAAGAGUUGGUAGAAGCCACUCUUUCAUCAGAGGAUGAGGAUCAAGAUGAGGAGGUGGACUUUGUAUUAGCAGAAAUUGGUUCUUCAAGCUCUGAGUAAAAGGAGGAAAGUGAUGAGAACGAUUAUGACAAUUCCUCUCGCGUUGCUACCUUUAAAAGAUCAGGGAGGAGAGCAACACGCUUUCUGUUAUGA
This is a messenger RNA of Porites lobata, 348 nucleotides long. NCBI's taxonomy places the organism in Eukaryota, Metazoa, Cnidaria, Anthozoa, Scleractinia, Poritidae. The record is from the annotation of a GenBank genome assembly.